This is a messenger RNA of Aspergillus puulaauensis, 639 nucleotides long. RefSeq names its product sugar O-acetyltransferase. The record is from RefSeq and is a predicted model, not a curated record. The coding region runs from base 1 to 639 and encodes 212 amino acids. NCBI's taxonomy places the organism in Eukaryota, Fungi, Ascomycota, Eurotiomycetes, Eurotiales, Aspergillaceae. Gene Ontology annotation, molecular function: acetyltransferase activity. The transcript is spliced from 3 exons.
AUGUUACCCAAAACGGAGAAGUCGCCCCAAAUAAUCGCCAAGGCAAGGACCCUACGUGGCGCCUGCUGGGGCGAAGAGUAUGAGAAAAUGAUAUCGGGGAUGUUGUACAGCCCCUUGGCUCCAGAGCUUAUCGAAGGCAGAGAAAAGGCUAGGCGGCUCAUGGCCGAGUUCAACGCUCCGCCAAAGCCUGAUAUUCCGUUCUCGGAUACGCUUUCCAAGAGAGAGGAAGCACUCCGGCAGCUGUUCGGUCGUGUCGGCGAUGGGGUGUAUAUCGAAGCUCCACUGUUCGUGGACUACGGAUGCAAUAUUAGUAUUGGGAAGGGCUUUUAUGCGAAUUUCAAUUUAACUGUGCUCGACUGCGGACUCGUUACGAUCGGAGACCAUGUUGAGAUAGGCCCCAAUGUCAAUAUCAUCACUGGUGAGCAUUUCACAGAGAUUAAUGCGCGGAGAGAGAACAGGGGGAAGGAGUUUACUAAGGAAGUUGUUAUUGGGAAUGACUGUUGGAUUGGUGCAAAUGUUACGAUUCUCGCAGGAGUGACGAUUGGGGAGGGCUGUACGAUUGGUGCUGGGGCGGUUGUUAAGAGGGAUAUACGCCCUUUUAGUAUUGCUGUUGGAGUUCCAGCGAGGGUUAUUAAAUAG